GCGACCCUUCCGGCCCGGCGUUGUCGACCUUCCGAAGGCGGAAGGAAGAGGCGCGAAGCGGUACCGGCCGCAGGAGAGAUUCCACCUCCACCUCCGUCGCGUGCUCCACUGUCACCGAGAAGAGAGCACCUCGGCCGAAGCCUCAGUUACACGCCACGGGGUUGCGAAGGCGGACGCGCUCGCUCCAUCCUCUUCGGCCGCGCCGCGGAGGACGAGACCUCCCCCGCUCUCGUUUCGUGCACGUCCUUUCGCGCCCAUUAAGUCCCCGGGCUAAUUAAUCGGAGAAAUAAAUAUUUGCCCGUGACGACACGCCGCGUACGGUGCCGGUCGAUCGAUCUCCCUCUCUAUCUUCCCCGUCCGAGGGGGUUCGGACUCUUCACGCGAGUUUUCCCGCCCUUUCGAUGACGCACGCACGCGGGUGACGCCGUUCGGUUUGUUAAUUAACCGGACCAGCGUGGACCACCACCGGUGACCAGCGAGCGGCUGGAUUUCUCACGAAUCUCCCCCCCCGCGAUCGACGGCGAGGCUGUCCAGGUGCUCCCACGUGUGCGCUCGCGGUUCAAGGACGUCGGCAAAUGGACAAUCGAUUGAUAUCGAUAAGGAUAACGGCGAUAGCGCGAGGCCGGCACGAGCGCGAAACUAUAAGUCUCGGCUUCCGCGCCUCGUUUCGCCGGCGACUCGCGUGACACGCAGGCUCUAGUAGAUGAUACCGCGCGGAGAUCGUCUCACGCGCUCGCGUAAUUCGGACUCCGGAUGAGUAAUGGACGGGAAACGCGACGCUAACGUAUCACGCGACGAGUGAGCGACCGAACGACCGAUCGAUUGUUCGUUCCUUCGUUCGUCCUUCAGGACGAACAGACGGAAGGACGCAGCGCGCGAGACCUGGGACAUCCGUUCGGGAAGAAGAUUCGUAAGGAAAAGGGAAACGGGACACCGCAACGGUUCGACCGACCCGGCGAGGAGGAAGAGACGUCGCGCGAGUUUUAUGCGCGAGGCUGAAAGGUUUCUCGGGUGGCGAUCCGUGGAAACGGAAACCGAGACAUCCGCCACGGACGAGCCCGACACAGCUGCAGCUGAAGGGAACGAGACUCGGGGUGACAAAAAUCGAUCUUCAACAUUCGAACGCGAGCGAGAGGGAGAUCGACGGCGGAAGCGACGAGUCUGAUUCAACGAUACGAUCCUCGACGCGAGAAUAGAAGCGUGCGCGAAUCUAGAACGUAAAAAUAGAAACGCGGACAUUUAUCUAGCGAGACUUCCGAUUUCUCUGCCCUCGGCACGUGUGGCCCAGCGCCGUCGCGCCACUAAAUAUUCGACGGGGAUAUUAAUAAUCGCCAGUGGGACUCGCAAGAGAAUAUCGGACCUCCUCGGGGCAGCGAUGACUGUCGCCCGUAUCGCCGGCGAGUAUCGCGACGUCACGAUUGCCCCGAUCGAUCCCGCGGCGCGGUGCUGCGGCGUGCCUCCUCGCGAUCGCGAGGGACCGACGAGGAUCGCGCGCCGCCGACGGCGCGAAUAAAGAGGAUCUCAUCUAUCCCCCCCUUCGAUGGUCGUCGCGAUGGGAUUCCCGGCGAACGCGAGCGAGCCGCCGUUCGACUACCUGGACCGCGCCGGGCCGACGAACGCGUCGUCCGUGAGCGUGGGGCUGAACGUUCCGUACACCGUCUGCGAGAUCCUGGUCGCGAUCUGCGCCGUCUUCGGCAACGGCCUGGUGAUCGUCGUCUUCAGCAAGGAGCGGAAGCUACGCCGGCGCACCAACUACUACAUCGUCUCGCUGGCCACGGCCGAUCUCCUGGUCGGGCUGUUCGCGAUCCCGUUCGCGAUCCUCGCGAGCAUCGGCCUGCCGACGAAUCUGCACGCCUGCCUGUUCACCGUCUCGGUCCUCGUCGUCCUCUGCACCAUCAGCAUCUUCUGCCUGGUGGCGGUGUCCGUCGACCGUUACUGGGCGAUACUGUAUCCCAUGGGAUACUCGCGCACCGUGCGCACCAAAACUGCCAUAGGUAUAAUAUGCGUGUGCUGGGUAGCGGGCACCCUGGUGGGCUUCCUGCCGCUCUUCGGCUGGAACGCCGGCGAGACGAGCGACCACAGAUGCAUGUUCAUGGACGUCAUGGACUACGAUUACCUCGUGUUCCUGUACUUCGCCACGAUCAUCUUCCCCGCCCUGCUGAUCGCGGCCUUCUACGCCCACAUAUACCGGGUAAUCGUGAAACAGCUACAGCAAAUCGUCACGAUGGACCCCAGCGAACCAGGGGGCGGCGGUACCGUUCGCCGUCUCGGUGUCCUCCGUAUCGGCGGCCGCCUGGGCGGUAAUUAUCACCAGACGACCGGGACGAUGCUGCGCUGUCUUGGCGCGGCGCGCAAACGGGAGGUCAAGGCCACGCAGAAUCUCUCCCGCAUCGUCGUCUUCUUCAUCGUCUGCUGGUUCCCGCUGUACACGAUAAACUGCGUGAUUGCCUUCUGCCCGGAGUGCCAAGUGAACGACUUCUUCAUGAAAUUCUGCAUCAUCCUCUCGCAUCUCAACUCGGUCGGCAAUCCCCUCCUCUACGCCUACCACCUCAAGGACUUUCGCAUCGCCCUCAAGAACUUUGUCUGGCGAUUGCUCUUCCCGCACAGCGACGUCAAGUCCAGCGUGAUCAGCGUAAUCCACGAUCGGGGCUCCCUCGUUGGUUCGCAGAGGCAGCUUCAGAGGCGAUUCAGCGGCUUCGAUCAGCCGAGGAGUCAGAGGCCGAGCCUGCUACGCCAGGUGAUCGAUGGGAGCAGAAAGAUGGACGGCGCGUAUUUCGAAAGGCGCGUUUCGUCGAUUCGGACGAAAGAGACGAAAAACGAGCGCCAAAAUGCCACGGAUGUCUGCACCGCGGUCGGAAGUCCGGUUCUGAUGAGCAACUCCGCGCCGGCGACGAACAGACGGACGAGCGAGGAGGAAUUGGCCAGCGACGGCGACAUCGUCGACCGCAACGACGAUGCGAUCGACCGCGAGGUUUCCUCUUCGAUGGAACUGCAAACGUACAAGUCGCUCGCGCCGCUGCUGCCCGCGGAGGAGGACCGCGUCGAGGAAACGCCACCCGCGUCGAUCUUCGUGAUCGAGGCCGACGUGGUGAAUCACGUCUCACCCGAUCGUCUCCUCGUCCUGGAGGAAUCUCGGGAUAGAAUUGACGUUGCGGGCGGCUAAUAGAGCAACCGCGAGAGAGGUGAACUGGACAUUCUUUAGCAAACGGGACACUAUAGGAAAUUUGCAUUUAUUUAUCAAAAUCUCUCGGUGUGCCGAUUUAAUUUAUCGUCAGUCACUCGGCGAGCGCGCCGUAUGGCUCGCGUCAUACGUGUUUUAGCGCUUAAAUGAAUCACAUUAAAAUGUAUUACGCUGAAACGGAUCAAGCAGCGAUCUGCUAGAUCCUCGUAAAGACAAAGACAAAGACGGAGUGCGUGGAACGUCCGACUUUCUUUUUUUACCAUGUAUUGUAAAUAAAGCCUAGACUAGAGUAGGGCAAAUAUUGAGACAGUCGCGAGGACACCUGAGGAGAAGGACCGUGUUCUCCGCGAGGACAAUGCCGCAUCGUGUGCGGCGAUUCGUGCAAGAUUGCCGAGUGCUAAGUAUACCGACGCGGGGGACAAUAUACUUAAUGUUGCACAGCAGAACAGUGCACGUUGUGAUUGUGUAUGUGUGUGUGUGUGUCUACGCGUGCCUGCGUGUUCUCGUAGAACAUUUGCACGACGCUUGUGCAAUACUCCGUAUAUCGUAUGAUUGGCAUAACUAGACGACCGUCGCGCGCCAUUCCUCCCGCGUUUCCUCUUCAUACUCUUUAAGCUAGCGCCACACUAUUCGCGAUUCGUAUAAUUGUCAAUAGUGUGGAGGAAAAAUUGGAAAAAUUUCGCCAUUCGCAGAGAUUCGCUAGCCGAGCGAUGUUUUGAGGAAAAUAGUGGUUGUUUGACUAAUAUUGAAAACUUGACUAAUUGUAGACUUAUGAUACAAGUCCUGUAACAGGCAGAAGUUCAAAGUUGUCGAAGUUAACACGAACGAAACGACAAAUAACAAAUUACGAAUGAUAAACGACGCGGAGAGAAUUCUU
Messenger RNA from Vollenhovia emeryi, 4058 nucleotides. Its product is annotated as adenosine receptor A2b-like. The record is from RefSeq and is a predicted model, not a curated record. The transcript is spliced from 4 exons. Bases 1541 to 3163 code for a protein of 540 amino acids. Lineage: Eukaryota; Metazoa; Arthropoda; Insecta; Hymenoptera; Formicidae. Gene Ontology annotation, molecular function: G protein-coupled receptor activity. Gene Ontology annotation, cellular component: membrane. Gene Ontology annotation, biological process: adenylate cyclase-activating G protein-coupled receptor signaling pathway; G protein-coupled adenosine receptor signaling pathway.